GCGGCCCCCAAGGCCACGCCCUAAUCGGAAGUGACGGAGACGAGCUAGCGCGUCGAAGCUACCUCUAUGGUUUUCCUCUCGUUCUCGAGUCGGGAAAUGGCCGCUGUGUAGUUACAACGGAGAUAAGUCCCGGGAACCGUACUUCGGCGUGUCAGGAAUUUGAAUUUAGAGUUUAAUUUCCCAGAGCAUUAUCUUCAGGAAGGAUUUUACAGUUUCUCAAGGACUUCACUUGACUUCUUGAUCCUGCACAAACUCAAGGAGAAGGGAAAUGGGUCGCUCGAAUUCUAGAUCACAUUCUUCAAGAUCAAAGUCUAGAUCACAGUCUAGUUCUCGAUCAAGAUCAAGAUCACAUUCUAGAAAGAAGCGAUACAGUUCUAGGUCUCGUUCCAGAACAUAUUCAAGGUCUCGUAGUAGAGAUCGUAUGUAUUCUAGAGAUUAUCGUCGAGAUUACAGAAACAAUAGAGGAAUGAGACGACCUUAUGGGUACAGAGGAAGAGGUAGGGGGUAUUAUCAAGGAGGAGGAGGUAGAUAUCAUCGAGGUGGUUAUAGACCUGUCUGGAAUAGAAGGCAUUCUAGGAGUCCUAGACGAGGUCGUUCACGUUCCCGAAGUCCAAAAAGAAGAUCUGUUUCUUCUCAAAGAUCCCGAAGCAGAUCUCGCCGGUCAUACAGAUCCUCUAGGUCUCCAAGAUCGUCCUCUUCUCGUUCUUCAUCACCAUAUAGCAAAUCUCCUGUCUCUAAAAGACGAGGGUCUCAGGAAAAACAAACCAAAAAAGCUGAAGGGGAAGCCCAAGAAGAGAGUCCUUUGAAAAGUAAAUCACAGGAGGAACAGAAAGAUACAUUUGAACAUGAUCCAUCUGAAUCUAUUGAUGAGUUUAAUAAGUCAUCAGCCACAUCGGGUGAUAUUUGGCCUGGCCUUUCAGCUUAUGAUAAUAGUCCCAGAUCACCACACAGUCCUUCACCUAUUGCUACACCACCAAGUCAGAGUUCAUCUUGCUCUGAUGCCCCUAUGCUCAGUACAGUACACUCUGCAAAAAAUACCCCCUCUCAGCAUUCACAUUCCAUUCAGCAUAGUCCUGAAAGAUCUGGGUCUGGUUCUGUUGGAAAUGGAUCUAGUCGAUACAGUCCUUCUCAGAAUAGUCCAAUUCAUCACAUCCCUUCACGAAGAAGUCCUGCAAAGACAAUCACACCACAGAAUGCGCCAAGAGAUGAGGGACGGGGACGUUCAUCAUUUUAUCCUGAUGGUGGAGAUCAGGAAACUGCAAAGACUGGAAAGUUCUUAAAAAGGUUCACAGAUGAAGAGUCUAGAGUAUUCCUGCUUGAUAGGGGUAAUGCCAGGGAUAAAGAGGCUCCAAAGGAGAAAGGAUCAGAGAAAGGGAGGGCAGAGGGAGAAUGGGAAGAUCAGGAAGCUCUAGAUUACUUCAGUGAUAAAGAGUCUGGAAAACAAAAGUUUAAUGAUUCAGAAGGGGAUGACACAGAGGAGACAGAGGAUUAUAGACAGUUCAGAAAGUCAGUUCUUGCAGACCAGGGUAAAAGUUUUGCAACUGCAUCUCACCGGAAUACAGAGGAGGAAGGACUCAAGUACAAGUCAAAAGUUUCACUGAAAGGCAAUAGAGAAAGUGAUGGAUUUAGAGAAGAAAAAAAUUACAAACUUAAAGAGACUGGAUAUGUUGUGGAAAGGCCUAGCACUACAAAAGAUAAGCACAAGGAAGAAGACAAAAGUUCUGAAAGAAUAACAGUAAAGAAAGAAACUCAGUCACCUGAGCAGGUAAAGUCUGAAAAGCUCAAAGACCUCUUUGAUUACAGUCCCCCUCUACAUAAGAAUCUGGAUGCACGAGAAAAGUCUACCUUCAGAGAGGAGAGCCCACUUAGGAUCAAAAUGAUAGCUAGUGAUUCUCAUCGUCCUGAAGUCAAACUCAAAAUGGCACCUGUUCCUCUAGAUGAUUCUAACAGACCUGCUUCCUUGACUAAAGACAGGCUACUUGCUAGUACACUUGUCCAUUCUGUCAAGAAGGAGCAAGAAUUCCGAUCCAUCUUUGACCACAUAAAGUUGCCACAGGCCAGCAAAAGCACUUCAGAGUCAUUUAUUCAACACAUUGUGUCCUUGGUUCAUCACGUUAAAGAGCAAUACUUCAAAUCAUCUGCAAUGACCCUAAACGAGCGAUUCACCUCGUAUCAGAAAGCCAGUGAAGAACAUAGUACCCGGCAAAAGAGCCCUGAGAUACACAGGAGAAUUGACAUCUCUCCAAGCGCCCUGAGGAAGCAUACCCGUUUAGCAGGGGAAGAGAGAGUUUUUAAAGAAGAAAAUCAAAAGGGAGAUAAAAAAUUAAGGUGUGAUUCUGCUGAUCUUCGACAUGACAUUGAUCGCCGUAGAAAAGAAAGAAGUAAAGAACGGGGGGAUUCCAAGGGCUCCAGGGAAUCCAGUGGAUCAAGAAAGCAAGAAAAAACUCCAAAAGAUUACAAGGAAUACAAAUCUUACAAAGAUGACAGUAAACAUAAAGGUAGAGAGCAAGAUCAUUCUCGAUCUUCAUCAUCUUCAGCAUCACCAUCUUCUCCCAGUUCUCGAGAAGAAAAGGAGAGUAAGAAGGAAAGAGAAGAGGAAUUUAAAACUCACCAUGAGCUGAAAGAAUAUUCAGGCUUUACAGGAGUUAGCCGACCACGAGGAACCUUUUUUCGAAUUAGAGGCAGAGGAAGAGCCAGAGGAGUUUUUGCUGGGACAAAUACUGGUCCAAACAACUCAAAUACUACUUUUCAAAAGAGACCGAAGGAAGAGGAAUGGGAUCCAGAAUAUACCCCAAAGAGCAAGAAGUACUUCUUGCAUGAUGACAGAGAUGAUGGUGUGGAUUAUUGGGCCAAAAGAGGAAGAGGUCGUGGUACUUUUCAACGAGGCAGAGGGCGCUUUAACUUCAAAAAAUCAGGUAGCAGUCCAAAAUGGACUCAUGACAAAUACCAAGGGGAUGGGAUUGUUGAAGAUGAGGAAGAGACCUUGGAAAAUAAUGAAGAAAAGAAGGACAGACGCAAGGAAGAAAAGGAAUAAUAAAUACGAAGUAAGAUUGCAACAGAGAGCAGAACUUGCAACCACAUUUUUUUUUUACCUGAUUUUUGUUUUCAAAUAAGAAUGUAAGCAUUUUACUUAAAUUUUACUGUUUGCAAGUAGUCUAUAGAAAUUUUGUUUUAAGUCUUCAAAUAUCUUGAGAAAUAGUAGACUGACUGUAUGUUGAAAAUUGUACUGAAAUAAAGUAGAUAUUGUUAAGUACCAUAUUUGUAACUAUCAACUUUUAAAAACUUUUACUGUUUUUGUUACAUGCAUUGUAAUUCUGCUUUGUCUAUAAGAUAUGGUCAAGUACAGCUCUGUGAAAGUUCUGAUUCUCUUCCUUCCCUGUUUGUUAAUGUUUUAUUCUGAAGUAAACGUUAGCUCUACAUACAAAUCCCUGAACAGAAAUUGUUUAUAGAGUCCACACUAAUUGUUUUAACUAUAUACACUUGCUUAAUUCAAUCACACUACAUUGUAGGGUGACUAAUUUUUGAAGUAUACCAGGAAGUUGUUACUUUGGUAAACUACGCCAGUUUAACAACUUGAACAGAUGUUUAAAAAGGAAAAAUGUUGCCAACAGCUAAAAAAUACAAGCUAUUAAAAAUUAGGUUGAAAACUUUGAGAAAAUGUUAUUUUUACUGAAAGCAAGCAGUGGCCUACAAAAAAUAUUCUUGGAAGCCUUUUCUAUUUGGGUUCAGUAUUAAGUGUUCUUUUCCUAUUCUUACUUGAUAGUUUGAGUCAUGGUCUUAGAGUUCAUCUAUUUGAAAGAAGAAACUGGUUUGUAGUAAUACUGCAAAAAAACCCCAAAAAACCCAAUCCUAUCAGUUGUCUUUAAUGAAAAAAACAGAACAGAAUUUGUAAUCCUGGCAUUGGUGUGGAGGAGGAUAAUCAAUCCUGCAGAAUAAGUUAAUAUUUUAAUACCUUUUUCAUAUCUUAUAUAUUUAUUUGAGCUUUUAGACAGCUGAAACAUUAGUUUGUAGUGUAACCCGAAGAAAAAACAGGCAAAUGCAACAUGCUGUUCAUUAGUAGUAUUUUAAGUAAUAUUUUUCACAUGUCACCAAUAAAAAGUUUUGGCAGGAAGUGUAUUGCAGCAUUGAUCUAACCUGGAUUUAACUUUUUUCGCUAUUGAAGUUGCAGUUUGUAAAAUGCCUUUUUCUUUUUCUUGCCAAGGGUUUAUUUUUCAAUUGAUAAUCUUUCAAAUGUGAAUAACCUUCAAUGUUUAUUUUGGUAACUCUUAAAGGAAUGAAAAUCUGAAAUAGUAAAUUUCAGGGUUAAUUUUGUCUGCUUUAUGGGCAUAUGUAAAAUUAGCCGUAUUUCAUUUGUAAAUCCAGCAACUGAAUUAGUUGUGAUUUGCAUUAAAAGAUAAUGUUUAUUCUGUUAAUGUAAAUUUUUGAAGAUCUUUAGUGUAUGGCUCUUUUAUCUUUACUUUGGGUGAGUUGCCAUGCGUCUCUGCACCUCGAUUACAUACAGCUAGGGACAUUUGUGAAAGAGCUAUUGGAAACAAAACUAAAACCAGACUCAGUAUAUGUGAUUGUAUGGCCCUAAGGUUCAUAGUAUUGUGUGAUUUACUCCAUUAACUUUGUCUUUCUAAAAUUGUUAAGAGGAAAUACCUGCCAAAGCAAUUAAUCAGGACAUAAUGUUCCCCUAUUUAGAAUAAUACUUCAUGUGAAAACAACAUGGAUGUGAUCCCAGACACAGAAUUUUUGUAGCCAUUUUAUUUUAUACAAAUAAAUAUAAACUGGUUAUUUGGUUGGACAUUAAAUCUUCGUGCAUGACUAUAAAUGUGGAGUUUUGUUUAUCCACUUAAGACAAUAGGAAGGGGACGAUUUGCUGAUAAAUUAUUUAAUAGGGAGUGGGAAUAAAGCAACUUAAUUCCCAGGGGCAGGUUCCAUGUUGAAAAAUACCAAUGCAUUGCUUUAACUUUCGAUUAGUUUUAUUCUCUUAAACAAACUUAGAGUAUCAUACCAUGCUAUAUCCUGGUAGGCCAGGGUGGUUGAGAACUCCACAGUGGAAUGCCAUUUUGGAUGUUACAUUUUUUUUGAAGGCAAGCAUAUAAAAAGUAGCCUGUGUAUUUUUUUAAAUCACAAUUUAACUUCACACUUUAUGACAUGUUAUAAAGGCUGAAUGGUUCCUCUUAGUAAGGGUAUUUGUUUACAAGUGCCAGGAAAUAACUCUUUGAUAAGGUACAUUAACAGACUAGAGAAAGGAAGUAAAAAUGAACCAAAGGAUAUUUCUAGAAAAAAUUAAGAAAGCUAUUUAAGACGGCCAUGACUCAGUUUUUGGCAUGUAUGUAUACCUUUCAACAUCGUAGGAAUUUUUAUAUUAAAAGCAAAAUAUGUUUUUCCAGUUACAGUCUACUUUAAGGAAUUACUAUUGUUCCCUUUUCACAGGUAAAAUCACUGUUGGGAAUUACAAUUUGAGAAAAAAAAAUCCAAUAAGAAUGAAUGUAGAUGGCUAAACGAUUCUUACUCAGUGUAAUGUAUAAUGCAACAGGGACCCUUGUAAAUUGUCAUGCCAAUAAAAUGUCAUAAGU
Molecule: messenger RNA, 5564 nt
Organism: Otolemur garnettii (small-eared galago)
Lineage: Eukaryota; Metazoa; Chordata; Mammalia; Primates; Galagidae
Gene: BCLAF1
Product: BCL2 associated transcription factor 1
Exons: 13
Coding region: 269-3034 (921 amino acids)
Biological process (GO): positive regulation of transcription by RNA polymerase II
Cellular component (GO): mediator complex
Molecular function (GO): transcription coregulator activity; DNA binding
Source: RefSeq, a predicted model, not a curated record